AUGACUCUACCAAUGAUUCUUCUAGCAGCUGCUAUAGUAGCCCUGACGAUACUGAUCUACAAGUUUCUGAUCUACCCAACUUGGAUAUCACCUCUAUCCCGCUGUCCGAAUGCUCAUUGGUCCUCUGCGAUUUCACCACUUUGGAUUCUCUAUCACAGACAGCAGCAAAAAGACACACCUACGGUCCAUGCAGCUCAUACUCGUCUGGGACCGGUGAUACGACUUGCACCGAACGAGUUAUCCGUCAAUUUGGUUGAUGGGGGUAUCCGCACAAUUUAUAGUGGAGGGUUUGAGAAGGGAGAAUGGUAUUCGAACGUCUUUGGGAAUUAUGGCGUGGAGCCCAUGUUUGCUAUGGAGUGCCGCACUGAACAUUCCCAGCGAAAGCGUAUGGUCUCCAACGUCUAUGCCAAGUCGACACUUCAGAGUAGUCCUGCUCUUACUAAACAGACGGAGAUCAUACUUCGGGAUCGACUAUAUCCUAGGAUGAGAGGUGCCGCGCAGAGAGGCGAUGUAAUCGAGCUUUACGAUGUCUUUUCUGCUGUGACGAUGGAUUUCGUGGCGGCUUAUGUGUUUGGUAUGAAGCACAGUUGCGACUUCAUCACUGAUGUUCCGGCUGGAGUCAAGUUCUUUGAAGACUUCAAGUCGAGACAGAGGUACACCUUUUGGCCACAGGAGUUGCCAAACUUCACCAGGUGGAUGGAGCAUUUGGGCCUCAAGUGGCUGCUAGUGCCAAACUGGGUGGCGUCAAGCAAUUUCAGUAUUGAAGAUUGGGUGAUGGCAAUGUGCAAUAAGGCUGAAGCUUCCCUCAAGAGAGGAGAUCAUCUGGAGCCGCAAGACACCCCUACUGUAUACGCUCAACUGAGGAGCACAUUCAUCAAGUCCGCGCAACAGUCGUCCGGGAAAGAAGAGUCAACCGACGACAUCCUUGAUGAAGUCAAACUGCACAUUGCCUCCGAGUUGGUUGAUCACACACUCGCUGGGUACGACACAAGCAGCAUAACUCUCACUUGGAUGGCAUGGCAGCUCAGUCGGCCGCAGAAUCUUCACUGGCAGCAGAGACUCCAGCAAGAGAUCUCUACGCUUCAGGGCAGUCUCGAUGCGAAGAGCAUAGAGUCUCUUCCAGUACUGCAUGCGGUAAUGAUGGAGACACUUCGUCUCCACGCUGCGAUCCCUGGCAAUCAACCUCGAGUCACUCCAGCUUUACCUGCCGUGACCUCACUUGGAGAUCCGGAGGCGGGGAUAGUCUACAAGGGGCUUCCUCCAGGCACACGAGUUCAAGCUCAGGCGUGGUCGCUGCAUCGUAAUCCAGAAGUCUUCCCAGAGCCAGAUGAGUGGAAUCCAGCUCGCUGGCUUGAUGCGGGCGAAGAACAGCAGCGAGAGAUGGGACGAUGGUUCUGGGCGUUUGGAUCCGGUGGUAGGAUGUGUGUUGGAUCCAAUCUUGCGAUGCUGGAUAUGAAGGCCACUAUGGUGGGUCUGUGGGGUUGCUUCUCGACGGAGAUCGUGGAUGACAAAGGGAUGGUUCCAAACGGUGGGUACAUGGCGGAACCGUUGGGUGUGGGRCCACAUGGCGUGAUGGGCGUAGAGUUUGGCAGGAGCUUCUUGCGGUGUCGGUUGCGAGAAGUGAAGAAGAUGUAG
Molecule: messenger RNA, 1635 nt
Organism: Ramularia collo-cygni
Lineage: Eukaryota; Fungi; Ascomycota; Dothideomycetes; Mycosphaerellales; Mycosphaerellaceae
Product: related to cytochrome P450 monooxygenase
Exons: 4
Coding region: 1-1635 (544 amino acids)
Molecular function (GO): heme binding; iron ion binding; oxidoreductase activity, acting on paired donors, with incorporation or reduction of molecular oxygen
Source: RefSeq, a predicted model, not a curated record